AUUUUUGUGGUUCAGUUGGUAUUUUGAACAGAUUUGAGGUUUUAUUCAUGUAUUUUGACUGAAAAGAUUAGAGCUUUUUGUGAUUCAGUUGGUGUUUGAAAAGUUUUAUGCAGAGUUUUUUUAUUUUUUAAUUAUCAAUUUUCCCUUAUUAGAGACAAAAUAUUUAAGAGUUCAAGUAGAAACUUUGAUCUUUUUGUUCGUGAGCUAGCUUUUUUGGAUUAUGGCCUAGUGGCGAUAUUUUACUAAAGGGGUUCGGAAAAUAAAAAUGUAGUGCAUGAACCUGAGUGUUGAUAUCUCUGUCUUGUUGUCCGUUCAUAUUAGUAGUCAUACUAUUAGUCCGGUACAUUUUGUCCUUCAAUUUUUGUUACUAUCUGUUAAUUCCCUGUACCUCGAUCUGGAUUUUCUAAUCCUUGUCCCUCAUGGCAUUUGUUUCUACAGGCACUAGAAAUCAAGAAAACUACAUCAAGAAACAGGAUAUGGCCUUAGAUCUUCAUUUCCAAGAACAAAUAGGAGAAACUGCUUCCUUUGUUGAGUGUGCUACUUCUUCAUUACAAAAGUGGAAGACGUUUGACGAUGAGCGUGAAGAAUACAAUCGCUCUGGAGGCUUUGACUGUAACAUAUGUUUGGACGUUGUUCGUGAUCCUGUGGUUACAUUUUGCGGUCACCUUUAUUGCUGGCCUUGCAUCUACAAGUGGAUUCAAUUCCAGAGCGUCUCAUCAAAAAAUCGUGAUCAGCAAAAGCCACAAUGCCCUGUUUGCAAGGCUGAACUCUCACAGAAAAUGUUGAUUCCGCUCUAUGGCCCUGGCAAAGCUACAAAACCAUCUGAAGACGACGUUGCAAGUAAAGACAUGGUUAUACCACAAAGGCCUCUAAGGCCAAGAUGUGGGGAUCACACACUUAUGGCAACUACCAAUUCACUUCCAUCGCAGCAACUUCACCAUCGAAAUCAGCCACAUUCAGGGGGCUACAUUGCCUCACCACCUGUGCUCAGCCUUGGUGGCACGACAACAACAAAUGUGUUACACCCCAUGCUUGGUGAAGUGGUUUAUGCACGGGUUUUUGGAAACGCAUGUCCAAACUCGUAUAAUCUUGCAGGCACUAGCAAUCAAGAGAAUCACAUCAAGAAGCAUGAUAUGGCCCUAGAUCUUCAUUUCCCACAAGCAAAUAGAAGAGGGUACUCCCUUAGAGAAGUCGAAGAUGUUUGAUGAUGAACGUGAAGGCAGUUACCUCUCUUGUGGUUUUGAGUGUAACAUUUGCCUUGAUCUUGCCCAUGAUCCAGUGAUUACCUUCUGUGGUCACUUGUAUUGCUGGCCUUGCAUCUACAAAUGGAUUCACUUACAGAGCAUCCCUUCUGAAAAUCCAGCUCAACGGCAUCCACAAUGUCCUGUUUGCAAGGCUGAUGUUUCACAAAGAACCAUGGUUCCACUCUAUGGCCGCGGUCAAGUUACAAAAACAUCUGAACAUGAAGUUCCAAGUAAUGAUAUGGUCAUACCAGAAAGAC
Solanum dulcamara is the source of this 1501-nucleotide messenger RNA. RefSeq names its product E3 ubiquitin-protein ligase RMA1H1-like. The coding region runs from base 420 to 1205 and encodes 261 amino acids. Gene Ontology annotation, molecular function: metal ion binding; ubiquitin protein ligase activity; ubiquitin-like protein conjugating enzyme binding. Gene Ontology annotation, cellular component: endoplasmic reticulum. The transcript has 2 exons. Gene Ontology annotation, biological process: ubiquitin-dependent protein catabolic process. The record is from RefSeq and is a predicted model, not a curated record. Lineage: Eukaryota; Viridiplantae; Streptophyta; Magnoliopsida; Solanales; Solanaceae.